AUGGCUGGCGUUAAAGAAGAACCAAUGCCUCCCAACUCCACGGGCCACAAUGACUUUGUCCGAAAGUUGUACCAAAUGCUUCUGGAGGAGAAGUAUUUGGACAUUGUCCGAUGGACCCCGGCCGGCCUGAGCUUCGUGGUCCUCAACACAAAUGAGUUCACCAAGAAUAUCCUUCCCAUCCACUUCAAACACAGCAAUUUCGCCAGUUUUGUGAGACAGCUAAACAAGUAUGAUUUCCACAAGGUCAAAAUCCCCACGGAGGAGAAACAGACAUACCAAUACGGCGACGACGCCUGGGAAUUCCAGCAUCCGGAUUUCAAGCGUGACGACUUGGAUGCAUUGGAGAACAUCCGCAGGAAACCGCCUUCGAAGAAGGAAAACACAGCCGAUGUGAAGGGCCAACUCAACUCCCAGAUCCAGGCACUACUGUUUGAGGUGGCCCGCCUUCAGAGCGAGCUCAAAUCGACCAACGAUAGCUACAGAGCACUCUUCGAUAACGUCGUGGCGUGCCGCACAUACAACGAGAGACACUACCAAACGAUGGGUGUUUUGAUGAAUUGCUUGACGCAAGCAGGCAUCAAGAUACCGCCUCUCGACUUGCCUAGCCCGAACAUGAUAGGCAUGAUGACCCCAGUGGUGGUCGCUGCUCCUCUACCGAACAACAGCCGAGCUCAGUCCAUCGCCAUUCCUGGCGGUGCUGUGCCUCCUCCCGUGGAUUCCCGGCCUUCGGAACAACAUUCCAAUAACGGCGCAAAUAUUCACGCACUGCCCUCACAUCCUGUCGCCCAACAGAAACGCCUUUCAACUAGCCAUCAACACUCGGUGGAUGGGUCCAGACGAAUCUCUUCGGAAACACACCAAAUGUCUGGCCCUGGCCCUGGCCUCGAUCUUAUGCCUCCUAUGGGAAACACUGGCAUGUAUGACUCCAUCUCCACAACCAACUUAGCUGACCCCAAAUUUCAUGUGCUACUUGUGGAGGAUGAUAAUGUCUGCAUCCAGCUCUGCCGUAAACUUUUAAUUAAGUACGGGUGUCAAGUUACAGUUGUUACUGAUGGCCUUCUAGCAAUCGACACCGCUAAACAGACCAAAUAUGACCUAGUGUUGAUGGACAUUGUCAUGCCAAAUUUGGAUGGUGCCUCUGCUGCUAAUUUCAUCCGGAAGUUUGACGAGAACACUCCUAUAGUUGCCAUGACCAGCAACUACGAAGAAAAGGAUCUCGAAAAUUAUCUUCAUCACGGUAUGAAUGACAUUUUGGCAAAGCCUUUCACAAAGGACGAUUUAUACUUGAUGCUUAGUAAACAUCUUCUAGGGGCCAAGCAAAUGUUCCAGGAACUGCCCACUGUACCUGAGCUUCAAGGAAUAUUGAUGGAGAGCCCCGCUGUACCGUUGCCUAUGCAACCCGUGUCGUCGAUACCCACCAACCAAAUGAUGGCUCCAGGAUUAUUGGAACCAUUGGAUGGUAUGGAACCCCAGCUGAAAAAAACUCGUUUAUCCUAA
Molecule: messenger RNA, 1497 nt
Organism: Australozyma saopauloensis
Lineage: Eukaryota; Fungi; Ascomycota; Pichiomycetes; Serinales; Metschnikowiaceae
Gene: SKN7
Product: kinase-regulated stress-responsive transcription factor
Exons: 1
Coding region: 1-1497 (498 amino acids)
Biological process (GO): regulation of DNA-templated transcription; phosphorelay signal transduction system
Molecular function (GO): phosphorelay response regulator activity; sequence-specific DNA binding; DNA-binding transcription factor activity
Source: RefSeq, a predicted model, not a curated record